GGUCUUUUGUGUUUACGUUUUUCAAAUUUAAACACAUCUUUACACGUGGUUUAUUGUUAUUGUAUUAAGUAAUUUUAAAUUGAUUCUUUCUUGUAUUGUAAUCGUUUUAAAAUGGCCACCGAUUUUCCAAAACUUAUCCUUGUUUUUAGUGGUAAGAGGAAAUCUGGAAAAGAUUAUAUUACUAAUAUUCUACAUAAAAGGAUUGGAGAGAAAAACUGUGCAUUAUUAAGGCUUUCUGCACCUUUAAAAGAACAAUAUGCUAAGGAUCACAACCUUGACUAUAAUCGACUUCUAGAUUCUAGUACCUAUAAAGAAAAUUAUAGACUCAGCAUGAUUAGAUGGAGUGAUUCUAUAAGGGAAAAGGAUCCAGGAUAUUUUUGUCGUCUCUCCAUUGCCCAGAAUGGAGCAAAAGAAAAGGCAGUUUGGGUUAUUUCUGAUGCUCGAAGGAAGACAGACUUAGAUUUCUUUAAAAAGACUUAUCCCGAAGUAACAUAUCUAGUGCGAAUAUUUGCAUCCGAAACGACGAGAAGAUUACGUGGUUGGGAAUUUACAAAAGGAGUGGAUGAUGUUGCAUCAGAAUGUGACUUGGACGAUGUAGAAAAUUGGGAUUAUAUAAUUUCUAACAACAGUGACAACAAAGAAUUAGAGAAGUGCCUAUCAUUAAUAUUUGACAAAUUAAUUCAACCACUAAAUCUGGAAGAUAGCUGUGAUUCUUGAAUUUUGUGGCUCCAGUAUUAUUGAAUGAUUUAGUUUAUUUUAUAUUAUUUGUACAGUGAAACCUGUGUAAAUCAGAAUUGCGCAAUACCAAAUUAUUUUUUCUAUUUUGAACAGGUUUUAAUAUUGUAUUCUUUAAACUAAACCAGAUGAAUGUAACACAGUUACAUUCAUUUUUUAUAGUAAAAUCAAUUUAAUGUGUGUAAAACAAUUUUGUUACUGGCAUAAUCCAAAAUGAUUCCGACUAAAGAUGGGAGUAUUCAAAUCCAAGAAUUGAGUACUGUUCAAUUGCAAAAAGUUAAUGUUAUUUUCCUAAAUUUGUGCUAAGUAUUUAAAUACUUUUAGGAUGUGAUCCUCAUGAACUUACACAACAGCAAACAAGCCAAUUUGAGUAACAAAAAUUAGUGUAUUGCUCUGCUGAAUUUUAAUUACAUUACAGGAAUACACAGACCCAAAUUAUUCUGUAAUCUGACUUCUCAAAGAAUACUCUAAGUAGCCACUUACUUGAAUCUCUGUAAUUAUUAACAUACUAAUCAACUUGUUUUUGAAUACUCAAUACUAGUUAGUUAAUAACUACUCCAUACAAGACAAAUUAGCAGUAUUGUGCUAUCAUAUUCUCAUUUUUUCACAAAUUACAUCCAUUGCUUGUUCUCGAGAACUCUGUUCUUAGAAACUCAUUUGAUUCCUGAAAGUAUUCGAUUCUGCCCCUGGUUAAUGUCAACAAAGACCUUAGUCCAUAUGUUCCCUUGUCACGUGACCUUCUUUUCUCUAACAAGUUUUCGAUUCAUUGUAAGAAUAUGGUUUGUCGUGCUCUAUGAUGAUCAUUAUACCUGUAGGUAAUUUUACUUAUUUGUCUACUUAAUUUUACACUUUAUCCUAGUUAAGUUACAUUUUUCAUACAUUCAAACCCAUUCCAUUUCCACAUAGGACAAGUUUUCAUCUUACAAUAAAAUUUAACAAAGAUCACUACACUCCAAUGAAUUUUUUCUGUUUAGGCAGGUUUCCCUUUUACUCAGAUUCCAUUUUAGAUAGGGUUUACUGUAUUCAUUAUAUACAUAGUUAUUUUUUAUAUAUGCUAGCUUUUGUUAUUGAUGUCUAUAUUCAAAUAAAAAUUGUGAAGUAUAUCUAUUUUAAGAUUAACGUUUGCAUAAUAAUA
This is a messenger RNA of Centruroides sculpturatus (bark scorpion), 1870 nucleotides long. RefSeq names its product phosphomevalonate kinase-like. The record is from RefSeq and is a predicted model, not a curated record. The transcript is spliced from 4 exons. Gene Ontology annotation, biological process: cholesterol biosynthetic process; isopentenyl diphosphate biosynthetic process, mevalonate pathway. The coding region runs from base 112 to 717 and encodes 201 amino acids. Lineage: Eukaryota; Metazoa; Arthropoda; Arachnida; Scorpiones; Buthidae. Gene Ontology annotation, cellular component: cytoplasm. Gene Ontology annotation, molecular function: phosphomevalonate kinase activity.